Messenger RNA from Fusarium fujikuroi IMI 58289, 1350 nucleotides. RefSeq names its product probable endo-1,4-beta-xylanase. The transcript has a single exon. Gene Ontology annotation, biological process: carbohydrate metabolic process. Gene Ontology annotation, molecular function: carbohydrate binding; hydrolase activity, hydrolyzing O-glycosyl compounds. The coding region runs from base 1 to 1350 and encodes 449 amino acids. Lineage: Eukaryota; Fungi; Ascomycota; Sordariomycetes; Hypocreales; Nectriaceae. The record is from RefSeq and is a predicted model, not a curated record.
AUGUGGUUGACCACUCCGUUGCUGUUCGCCAGCACCCUCCUGGGCCUCACCGGUCUUGCUCUAGCAGACAACCCCAUCGUCCAAGACAUCUACACCGCAGACCCAGCGCCAAUGGUCUACAAUGGCCGUGUCUACCUCUUCACCGGCCAUGACAACGAUGGCUCUACCGACUUCAACAUGACCGACUGGCGCCUCUUCUCGUCAGCAGACAUGGUCAACUGGCAGCACCAUGGUGUACCGAUGAGCUUGAAGACAUUCAGCUGGGCCAACAGCAGAGCUUGGGCUGGACAAGUCGUUGCCCGAAACGGAAAGUUUUACUUCUACGUCCCUGUCCGCAAUGCAAAAACGGGAGGAAUGGCUAUUGGCGUUGGUGUUAGUACCAACAUCCUUGGGCCCUACACGGAUGCCCUCGGAAAGCCAUUGGUUGAGAACAAUGAGAUCGACCCAACUGUGUAUAUCGACACUGAUGGCCAGGCCUAUCUAUACUGGGGUAACCCUGGCUUGUACUAUGUGAAGCUCAACCAAGACAUGCUCUCCUACAGUGGAAGCGUCAACAAGGUUUCGCUCACAACUGCUGGAUUCGGCAGCCGUCCAAACAACGCGCAGCGCCCUACAACCUUUGAGGAAGGACCCUGGCUGUACAAGCGUGGCAAUCUUUACUACAUGAUCUACGCCGCCAACUGCUGUUCCGAGGAUAUCCGCUACUCGACUGGACCCAGCGCCACUGGGCCUUGGACUUACCGCGGUGUCGUGAUGAACAAGGAGGGCCGAAGCUUCACCAAUCAUCCUGGCAUCAUAGACUUCGAGAACAACUCGUAUUUCUUUUACCAUAAUGGUGCUCUUACUGGUGGUAGUGGGUACACUCGGUCUGUGGCUGUUGAGAGCUUCAAGUAUGGUUCAGACGGUCUGAUCCCUGAGAUCAAGAUGACUACACAGGGCCCUGCUCAAGUCAAGUCUCUGAACCCAUAUGUCAAGCAGGAGGCCGAGACCAUCGCUUGGUCUGAGGGCAUCGAGACUGAAGUCUGCAGUGAAGGUGGUCUCAACGUUGCUUUCAUCAACAAUGGUGACUACAUCAAGGUCAAGGGUGUCGACUUUGGUAGCACUGGUGCAAAGACCUUUAGCGCUCGUGUUGCCUCAAACAGCAGCGGCGGUAAGAUCGAGCUUCGACUUGGUAGCAAGACGGGCAAGUUGGUUGGUACCUGCACGGUAACGACUACUGGAAACUGGCAGACCUACAAGACUGUGGACUGCCCUGUUAGUGGUGCUACUGGCACGAGUGAUCUCUUCCUUGUCUUCACGGGGACUGGAUCUGACUAUCUGUUUAACUUCAACUGGUGGCAGUUCAGCUAA